Limanda limanda (common dab) is the source of this 4113-nucleotide messenger RNA. Its product is annotated as dynein, cytoplasmic 1, intermediate chain 2a-like. Gene Ontology annotation, molecular function: dynein light chain binding; dynein heavy chain binding. Lineage: Eukaryota; Metazoa; Chordata; Actinopteri; Pleuronectiformes; Pleuronectidae. The coding region runs from base 106 to 1935 and encodes 609 amino acids. Gene Ontology annotation, cellular component: cytoplasmic dynein complex. The transcript has 16 exons. The record is from RefSeq and is a predicted model, not a curated record. Gene Ontology annotation, biological process: transport along microtubule.
UCCAGCAUCAUCACUCUUCACCUCCAUCAUCCCUGUCGUUCUGUAAGCUGUCGUCCUCUCGUCUUCUUCCCGUCCGACACCCGGCACCCGACACCCGGCACUAGUAUGUCCGACAAGAGUGAGCUGAAGGCUGAGCUGGAGAGGAAGAAACAACGGAUCGCCCAGAUUCGAGAGGAGAAAAAGAGAAAAGAAGAGGAGAAGAAAAAGAAGGAUGGAGAUGCAAAGCGCGGAGCGGAAGGUGGAGGCAGCCAUGAAGACUCUGACCUGGAGAGGAAGAGGAGGGAGGCGGAGGCGCUCCUGCAGAGUGUUGGCAUCACUCCUGACAUACCCCAUGUCCCUGCCCCCAUGUCUCCCUCCAACAAAUCAGUGGGCAGUGACGCAGGAAGCCAAGAUUCUGGGGACGGAAACGCAGGACCAAGACGUGGAGCUGUGAGGCUGGGCAUGUCCAAAUUGACCCAGGUGGACUUUGUCCCGAAGGAAAUGGUGUCUUACUGCAAAGAGACGCAGACACCCACUGAGGCUUUGUCACAUGCUGAUCAAAAAGCAGAUGAGGAAGAGGAUGAGGAGACAACAACUGCUCCUCCAGUAGACGACAACAACGAAGAGAAAGAUGAACAGGGUGAACAGCAGGAUGAGGAAACUCCCAAGGAGCUGACUGAAGAAGAGAAGCUGCAGCUCCUGCACUCAGAGGAGUUCCUGUCGUUUUUCGAGCGAGGCAGCAGAAUUGUUGAGAGAGCUCUGGCUGAGCACGUGGACGUCUGCUUCGACUACAGUGGCAGAGAUCUGGAGGAUAAGGAGGGUGACCUGCAGGCAGGUGCAAAGCUGGUUCUGAACAGACAGUUUGCAGAUGAGCGUUGGACUAAAAACCGAGUGGUCACCUGUCUUGACUGGUCCCCUCAGUACCCAGAACUGCUCCUGGCCUCAUACAACAACAAUGAGGAUGCUCCUCAUGAGCCUGACGGAGUGGCACUGGUCUGGAACAUGAAGUACAAGAAGGAUACACCAGAGUACAUCUUCCACUGCCAGUCAGAGGUGAUGUCAGCUGGAUUUGCAAAGUUUCACCCCAACCUGGUGGUGGGUGGGACGUAUUCGGGACAGAUUGUCCUGUGGGACAACAGGAGCAACAAGCGCACCCCUGUCCAGAGAACCCCCCUGUCUGCAGCUGCUCACACACACCCAGUCUACUGUGUGAACGUGGUGGGAACCCAGAACGCCAACAACCUGAUCAGCAUUUCCACUGAUGGAAAGAUGUGCUCUUGGAGCCUUGACAUGCUCUCACAGCCGCAGGACAGUCUGGAGCUGGUGUUCAAACAGAGCAAGGCAGUGGCUGUUACCUCCAUGGCCUUCCCUCUGGGAGACGUGAACAACUUUGUGGUGGGUAGCGAGGACGGCUCCGUCUACACCGCCUGUCGACACGGGAGUAAGGCAGGUAUCACUGAGGUGUUUGAAGGCCACCAUGGUCCAGUGACUGGGCUGAGCUGCCACAGCGCUGGUGGACCAGUUGACUUCUCUCAUCUCUUCAUCUCCUCCUCUUUUGAUUGGACCGUCAAACUCUGGAGCACCAAGAGUACCCGUCCACUGUACUCAUUCGAGGACAGCUGUGACUACGUCUAUGAUGCGAUGUGGUCUCCAACACACCCGGCUCUGUUUGCCUGUGUGGACCUUGCCGGACGUCUGGACCUGUGGAACCUCAACAAUGACACUGAAGUUCCCACCGCCAGUGUGUGUGUGGAGGGGUCUCCAGCUCUGAACCGUGUGAAAUGGGCUCACUCUGGAAAAGAGAUCGCCACUGGGGACUCGGACGGACAGGUGCGGGUCUACGACGUAGGAGAGCAAAUCUGCGUUCCAAAGGCUGACGAGUGGACGCGCUUUGUCAGGACGCUGGCUGAGAUCAAUGAGAACAGAGAUGAAGCUGAGGAACUGGCCAAUGUCUGAUAAUGUUCACCCCACCUCACUAACAACUGCUCAUUAAUUCCACUUCAGGGGCCUGUUGCACCAAUUGGUCUUUGUCAGUCUUUGUUAUGGAUUUAAGUUCAGUUGCACCAACUGAACAUAAGACUUAGUCUUAACUACGCCCGGUCUUAGCGAUGCGCAGUCAUGUGAAUACCCACUUUUCUGCUGAUAGACAAUUAACGCUGACAGCCCAACUGGCUUAUUUUGCAUUUAUAUAUCAAACAGUUGUUGCUAUCAUUAUUAGCAGUAGCUUACUAAUAUAAAAUAAAUUCAAAGGUUCCGUGUGUAGAAUCUAGUGACAUCUAGUGGUGAAGUCUCACAUUCCCCUUCCAAACAUGGAAGAGAACCUGUGGUAACCUUCAAUUGUCAUAACAACUCCAAGGAUGUUUAGUUUGUCCAGUUUGGACUACUGUAAAAAACAUGGCGGCCUCCGUGGAGAGGACCCGCGCCCGAUGUAAAUAUAAAAGGCCCAAAUAACUUGUACAAUUUAAUGAAACGCACUAGUGAAAAUAUCACUAGAAUUAUUUUAAAUAGAUUCCCUUCACCUAAAUCUUACACACUGAACCUUUAAUGGAGCAAAUGAAAUGGAGCAGAGAUCAUAGACCUAUCAAAAGACCAAACACAAUCCUAAACCUUGUUUGUCACUCAGGGAAACAAGGGGACAGUCAAUGAGAGAGAGAGAGAGAGAGAGAGCGCUAUAAACGGUAAACAGAUGUUUUCACACACCACCCACCAGCUCUGGGAGAGCAGGAGAAUGAGUCUUGCUCAGAUCACUGAGAAGCCGACUACUUCACUACUGCUUCUUCGUCUGCUGGUUUAGAGUUUGACUGCUCCUGACCAGGUGUAAUAUUUGCAACAGGUCCUGAUGAGAAGAAGAUUUAAAAUCUAGAUAGUGCAACUGGUGUAACUGUGAGGUCAGACUCCGAACAGCGACUUAGCUUCACACCAGAUGUGAGACCAGCUGGUGCGACCGGCCCCGGUUACUUAUGGCACACACACUGCCAAGAGGAGCUGCUCUCUCCUCUGUGGCUCCCACCUUUUCCACCCACUACUACAUGAACUGGCCCGAGGAGAGGUGCAGAGCUAGAACGGAUAGAAAAGACAGUAUUAGAUAUGUUUUUAAAUGUCCUCAAGAGAACAUUUGUAGAUACGAAGAAUGUCACAUGUAGCAGGGUACAGUAAGUCAGGUGAUUGAGACGAACACAGGGAAGUGAGAACCAGGAUGGACCAGUGGCUGUCCACUCUCUACACUUCUAGCUUUGAUUUCAUCCUCGGUGCUCCAGAAUCUGCUCCUGUCCUGAAGCCUCAACCAACUCAGUCCUUUUUUUAAAAUAUGCAAACCUUUGUACCUGCACCUUUUUAGUACCAUUUUAGUGUUUUUACAUGUUUUAAUAUUUUCAGGACACACUUGUGCACACGGUGGGCGUUGGGAGUGUUUUCAGGGGAGCAAAAGAAAAAGAAAACGCUGACAUAUCAGUAUCAUUUCCUCUGUAUCCUCAGCAGCACUUUAAUUUGAUGACUACAACCGGAUCAUGUGCUUAAACAGACACUUUUGUGGCCUGUGCGGAAGUGUGUCACUUACAUUUUAACCACUACAAUAUUUAUUAUUUAUUCCAAUGGUGGCACUUAUUUAAAUUUUGUGUUUUGUUUAAAAAUGCUGCUUUGUACUCAAAGCUUGAGUAGUACAUUCCUAAAAGCUUUUACCAGUUAAAGUUCAUUACUAUACUUGCCUUGAAUUUAUUGACACUAGUACAGUUAAAGUGUUUUUUUCUGUACCAAAGGUUGUUUUCUACUCUGUACCUGUCCAAGUAGUAAGAACUGUUUCCUGACAUGUACUCAUUGAGAGGGUUUAAAUAAACUAAAUUAAGAUCUGAAUUAAGUUGGAAAAGAUGAGGAUGGAAAAUAAUUCAUACUUUUUCUCUAUCCAAUUUUUCUUCAUGAUGCAGAAGUCCAACUUCACCAGGCUGGAAAAACUAAUUUUGCUUCAAUAUAUAAAAUGAGAAAAUUGCACUGUAGCCACCAUGUUUGUUACAACAGGACAGAAUUGUUGUACCGUGUUCUUCCCUGUUACAGAUGAUUCACUUUUCCAUUGGAAUAAAACUCAAGACUUCGAGGUAAAAUUAAACCCAUAUGGAUGAUUUAUUUCAAUAAAAUACAAUG